Messenger RNA from Jaculus jaculus (lesser Egyptian jerboa), 6358 nucleotides. It is a transcript of the gene Nr6a1, whose product is annotated as nuclear receptor subfamily 6 group A member 1. Lineage: Eukaryota; Metazoa; Chordata; Mammalia; Rodentia; Dipodidae. The transcript has 11 exons. Bases 25 to 1509 code for a protein of 494 amino acids. The record is from RefSeq and is a predicted model, not a curated record. Gene Ontology annotation, molecular function: sequence-specific DNA binding; zinc ion binding; DNA-binding transcription factor activity. Gene Ontology annotation, biological process: regulation of DNA-templated transcription.
GCGCGGGCCCUGAACAAGCACCGCAUGGAGCGGGACGAACGGCCGCCUAGCGGAGGGGGAGGCGGCGGGAGCUCGGCGGGGUUCCUGGAGCCGCCUGCCGCGCUCCCUCCGCCGCCGCGCAACGGUUUCUGUCAGGGUGAAUUGGCCGAGCUCGAUCCAGGCACUAAUGGGGAAACUGACAGCUUAACCCUUGGCCAAGGUCACACACCUGUUUCUGUUCCAGAUGAUCGGGCAGAGCAGCGAACCUGUCUUAUUUGUGGGGACCGUGCUACAGGCUUGCACUAUGGGAUUAUCUCCUGUGAGGGCUGCAAGGGGUUUUUCAAGAGGAGCAUUUGCAACAAACGGGUAUAUCGUUGUAGUCGUGACAAGAAUUGUGUCAUGUCUCGGAAGCAGAGGAACAGGUGCCAGUACUGCCGCCUACUCAAGUGUCUCCAGAUGGGCAUGAACCGGAAGGCUAUCAGAGAAGAUGGCAUGCCUGGAGGUCGAAAUAAGAGCAUUGGACCAGUCCAGAUAUCAGAAGAAGAGAUUGAAAGGAUCAUGUCUGGGCAGGAAUUUGAAGAAGAAGCCAAUCACUGGAGCAACCAUGGUGAUAGCGACCACAGUUCCCCUGGGAACAGGGCCUCAGAGAGCAAUCAACCCUCUCCUGGCUCUACACUGUCAUCCAGGUCUGUGGAAUUAAAUGGAUUCAUGACAUUCAGAGAUCAGUACAUGGGGAUGUCGGUGCCUCCACAUUACCAAUACAUACCACACCUUUUUAGCUAUUCUGGCCAUUCGCCACUUCUGCCCCCACAAGCUCGCAGCCUGGAUCCUCAGUCCUACAGUCUGAUUCACCAGCUAAUAUCAGCUGAAGACCUGGAGCCAUUGGGCACACCAAUGUUGAUUGAAGAUGGAUAUGCUGUGACACAGGCAGAGCUGUUUGCUCUGCUUUGCCGCCUUGCCGACGAGCUGCUCUUCAGGCAGAUUGCCUGGAUCAAGAAGCUGCCUUUCUUCUGCGAGCUCUCAAUCAAGGAUUAUACGUGCCUCUUGAGCUCUACAUGGCAGGAGUUAAUCCUGCUUUCAUCCCUCACAGUUUACAGCAAGCAAAUCUUUGGGGAGCUGGCUGAUGUCACUGCCAAGUACUCACCUUCUGAUGAAGAACUACACAGAUUUAGUGAUGAAGGGAUGGAGGUGAUUGAACGGCUUAUCUACCUGUAUCACAAGUUCCAUCAGCUAAAGGUCAGCAAUGAGGAGUAUGCAUGCAUGAAAGCAAUUAACUUCCUAAAUCAAGAUAUCAGGGGUCUGACCAGUGCCUCACAGUUGGAACAGCUGAACAAGCGAUAUUGGUACAUUUGCCAGGAUUUCACUGAAUAUAAGUAUACACAUCAGCCAAACCGCUUUCCUGAUCUCAUGAUGUGCUUACCGGAAAUUCGAUAUAUUGCAGGAAAGAUGGUGAAUGUGCCCCUGGAGCAGCUGCCCCUCCUCUUUAAGGUGGUGCUGCAUUCCUGCAAAACAAGUGUAGUCAAGGAAUGACCUGUUUCCUGCACCCUCCUCAGGCUGGCCACAGUGCCUUGAGUAGGCAGGACAGGCUCCAGAGGAAAAAGCCAGAGUGACCAAGAUGGAGGCUGCCUCCAUAGCAAGAAGAAUUAUGUUUGUUUGUCUGUUUUUUUAAUCUCAUUUUUCUAUAUAUUUAUUUCACGACAGAGUUGAAUGUAUGGCCUUCAACACGAUGCACAUGAUUUUGUGUGAAUGCAGCAGAUGCAUUUCCUUGCAGUUUACAGAAUGUGAAGAUGUUUAAUGUUACAGUGUUGUCAUUGUUUAGAGAUAGCUCUUUUGUAUUUUGAGGGAGAGGGUGGGAUGGCCUGAGAUGACUAUUUCCAUAAUGUUGACAAAGACAACUACCUCAAUGGAAACAGGGGUGUGACCAUCCCUACUUUUUCCACAUUUUCUCAGCAGACUUACACACUUGUCUGUCAGAGAGCAAACUGCCUUUUUCUAGCCACAGACUUGUCAGGUGAGAGUACACCAAAGGGGCAGUGGUGUAGGGCAAGGUACUAAGUGGGGUGGGUGAGGUGUUUGGAACUGGACAGGAGAUGAGGGCUAGCUAUCAUCUCUCUCUUUCAGAAAGCUUGAAAGUUGAAAGUAGUGCACAGUGGCCAAGUCUAAGCAGGCACCCUCCCAUCCCACAAGUCCUAGGGGCAGAAGGGCUUCUGUUCUCCUCCUGUGCUGUGUCCCUGCCACCACACACCACUGCCACUGUCGGCAUCUCUCCACGCAAAGUCCUGACAGUGAGUCGACACACCUUGCUCCUUGGGACUUACAGUUACCUAGUUCCCUGACCCCGAUUACUAAGGCCUACCUUCCUCAGACUUCUUCCCUCUCCUUUCCCUAAUAAAUUUGACUUCCUAUCAUUCCUUUGGGAAACUGACACAAAAUGCCAUAUUCUAAAUUGUAGUGCCCACUUCUGAUUUAUUUUCCUUUCACUUGUUUUCCUCUAAGAGCAGAGAAACAAGGCUAAGCUGCUUAAAGAAUGAGUAUACCUCCUUUGGAUACCUCAGUUCUGAGCCUUUUCCACCCCCACGGUGGAAAGAACCAUUUACCCAUCUGCUGACCAGAGAUUUUGUUCCUAAAUUCUGUUCUAAGUUCUCCUAAUGUCUCCAAAAUGAGUUUGGAUUUGCCAGGGUUCUAGAACAGAAAGCCCAAGCCUCAGUAUCAUCAGUGUAUCAUCAGUGGCCUGGCCAACCAAGGGCUGGAGCCAGAAGGAUCUGGAAGGGAAUGGGGCUUUAAACUACCUCAUGUUCCUAAGGGCCUGGCUGCUGCCUCUGCAGGUAAAGCCUGGACCCCUUGUUCUUUUCGCUACCUGCCCCAUUUAGUUCCAGAAAGAGGACCUGACCCUCCAGACUUGAGCCAGAGAUAUACUAGGCUUCUCUUGGAGCUGCUUCUGGUGCUUUUCCCUUCUCUGCCCACACCAGGCACCUUCUGCAUCCAGUACGCCAGAUAAGACACUCUUAGCUGGGUGCACCCCUGGGUGAACUUGAGGGGCCCACUACAAUAGCUCCUUCAGCCUGUUUGGUCAAAGGCUGUUUAUUCUCCCCUAACUGAGCCUAGUUAACCUACCUAGGGGUCUACCACAUAAUUUGCAUACUGGAUAAUCUCUACUUGUGAUUUUUUUUCUUUCCAUUGAAAUGUUAUAGGGACCAGCAAAGUGAUGAUUUUCUUUCUGGGUGGAUCUAAAAUUCAGAGCAUUACUCCUCAGUGUUAUUUCCCCAGAUGCUCUGAGAAAGGAAGGAAGGAAGGUUGGUUGGUCCUUAGGGAAAAGUGCCAGCUAGCAUGUUUUUUUCAUAUAUGUCACAGGGAAGAUGUGUCUAUAUGUGUUUAUGUGUCUAUUUCUAAGUUCACAAUAUUUUUCUUGUUAUGCCUGAAUUAUUUAACCACUGCUACAGGUCAGGUUUUGAGCUCCUUUCUUCAAGAUAGGUGAGGAGACACAGAGACUCCCUCUCUAAGAGAGAGCCUGUAUGCACCCAUCUUUCUUUGGUUAGAUUUACAUUUAUCAAAUUACUAUUUUUUGAAGUUUCUUUUCAAAUUAGCAUUUUACCCAUUGUGUUGGGUGUCAAAGGAAAUGCUCUCUGAUGAGACAAGAAUAUGUCUGUCCAAUAAUGUAGUAUUAAACAGAGCAAGUUGUUAAUUUGUGGAGUGGGGGAAAGGUUCUGCAAGUUGCCAUUGUACAAAUCCAUUUUUACAAAUGUUUGCAGCAGAUUCCACAGAACAAAGAGCCCAUUCAUUGCCGAGAGCCCUGCAGAAUCUCUGAGCCAAGUGGCUAUGUGUUCCGAGCCAGAGCCUGACCUGUGGACUGCCUUUAGUGUCUUCUGCACCCAGUCCUUUUAUGACACGGGCUUCUUUUAAACAGGGUAAAGUGAAUGCAUUGCAUUGCAAACUCAGGUAUUAUGAGAAGAAGGUAGGAGUGUAGCUAGCAGCGUGGAGACAUUAGGUCAGCCACUAGAUGUAUUUGUGAUUUUGGUUUGAAGGACACAGAGAAAGGUUGGAGGAGGAGGUUUGGUAUGCUUGUUUUUUGCCUUUUUUCCCAUAAUGUUUGGUUAACAGGCAGCCUUUUUGCUAGUGGAAGAAGAAAAAAGUUGUGUCUGUUGUCUGAUUCCUCUCUCUUCUGCCCUCUCUCUGAUCUCAGUCACCAAAAGCACUAACUUGGAAUGAAAAAUCAUCCACCAUAAAAAUAUAGCUGUGAAAGCUGUAUGGAAAAAGAGACUCCUGCCUCCUUGCACUGUAUUGAAACAUACAAGCUUUCCUCUCCUUUCCUUGUGAACACUUUCUUAAUCCAAGACAAAAAAAAAAAAAAAGUCUGGCAUCUUGGACUCAUCUGUAGUCCAUGCUCUGUGGAUCCCUUGUAGACAGGUUUUUUUGUUGUUAUUGCUGUUUUUGCCCUUAGUCUGAAAAAGUUUCCUAGAACCUGCCUCAAAGCAUUCCUCCUGGCGCAGAGGACACCCAGUCCCCCGCCCUUAACCUGCAAGUGAGGUGGGCAAACCUCCAGGGAGAAAAAGAAGCAGAUACCCAGAGCCAGAGCAGAGAUAGGGAAGUCACCCACUCCAUACCACCCUGCCUCUGACCUGCCCCCACUACUCAGGGAAGUGAGUGUCUGCCAUGGUCAGUGGCAUCAGACUCUUAAACCCUAGCCUCGCUGGGCAGCUGCCCUACUCUGCCACCCCAUUCUCCAUUCCCUGGAAAAUGGGACAGACGAAGUCAGGUAGCAUCCAAGCUGUGACCAACAUUAGCCAGGAUAAAGGGAUCCUGGCUUCCCAGUAAGGAGGAAAUUGAGCAGUGGCUCCAAGUCUGCAGCUUUGAGUCCCCGGUCUGUGUGUUUUUCCUUGUUACAUUUAAGUGUUUUGCAAUUGUUUAAAGAAAUCCAGUCCUUCAGACCAUCCCUUCUAUUAAACUUCAAGUUUUUAUGAUUUUUUUUAAGUUGAAAAACUAAAAACAAAGCAAAAAAAAAAAAAAAAAAAACCCUUACUACUUUUACUCCCCCAUCUUGAUCCAGAAGAGUACUCAUAUGCCCUCUGUCUCGGCCGGGAUUAUCCUCCCUUUUUCCUUGUCUGGAAGCAUCUAUGCCCAAUGUUCAUGAAAUAAUGUUUUUAUCUGUGUCUCAGGAUCAAAAACGGCAAUCAUCCCACCAGGUGCUGGAAACUGGUUAGCCUUGAGGCCAGCGCUUCUGGGGCCACAGCUCAGGGAUGUGUAUUUAAUUACAGGGUCCCCAGAAGCCCCUCUCUUGGCUGCCACAAGUAACGUCUUUUCUGGGCUUGAGAGCCAGACCUGCACUAUUUCCUCAGAGACAGCCUCAGCCCCAAGGUUUGCUAAGUCUGGGAGCAAGCUGGGACUGUCUCUUUGGCCAGGCCUAGCUCCCUUAAGACUUUCCAGAGGCCCUGCCUCUGCCAGUUCAUGAACCCUUCUGUCCAAUACUGUCUGGUCCCUCCUUUGGGCCUGCAGCCCUGAAUGGGUCCUCAUUCACAGAUCAGCUGUAUGCACAUUCGGAGGAAGUCCAUGGUCUGUUCUAAGCCCAAGAAAAUGUGCUACUGAUGGAGGCCAGUCUUCCAGAUCCUGAAGCCAGUCCUGCCGGCCAAAGGGUCCUCUUGCCCUUUGAUGACUGUUUCCUUUGCUGAAAUGUCUUGUAAUAGGUGAUAAUAUUGUUGACUCUAAUUUCCAUGAAAAAAAAAAAAAAAACUACCUCUUGAGUGACAGACAUCCUGGUCGAUUCCUCUGAGGAGUUCUGUGGGAAAAGAAUACUGUAGCUGCUACGCUGUUUACAUGUUUCUAUCGGGAGGCAAGCCCUGGGCUGUGGGUGUUUGUGUCUGUGUUGCCAUCUCAGGCCUGCGAUAGGGGCAGUGGCUGCAUUGUCGUGUCUGGGCUAUGUCUGGAAAGUACUUCCAACUGCCCAGUUAGAGACAAGCCACCCCCUGGAAGAGGCCUCUACCUGCUUCCUAUACUCAUAACAUAGGGAAUACCACCUCACACAAACACCAUCUUUGGGGGCUCUGAUGGCAAAGGCUCACCCUAGGCUACCUCCCCAGUCCUCUCCCACCCACAGCCCUGUGUAGGGAUUGAGUGAACAGGAUGUCUCUGAGCCCUUGUUCCCAAAGGGCCGGCCAAGGGCUGCCUGCCAGCCUGGCUCCAUCAACCCUGCAUGACCAAAUGAUAGUUGGCGGGCUCUGCAGGCUACUCAGGCCCUCUGCUACCUCCCACACUUGCCUGCUGGCAAGGGGUGGGCCUUGUUCUAUGAUUUGACUACCUGUGGAAAUGUGAUCAAUUAGUGUGAAAUGCAUGUUUAGCAAAUGUUAGGUACUGUAUUUGAACCAAUAAAUGUGAAUCCUUCUGCACA